AUGGAAGGGGACGGAAGCGCAGGUGGCCAAGUCCUGAUUGGGGAUUGGAUCUUGGGGAGCAAGAUCGGUGCUGGAUCUUUCGCCGUGGUUUGGAAGGCAAAGCAUGCGGUGACAGGCCAGAUUGUGGCUAUAAAGGAAAUUUCGACCGACAAGCUCAACAAGAAGCUGAAACAGAGCCUGGAGUCCGAAAUCUCCAUCCUCAAACAGAUAACGCACAAGAACAUUGUGCAGCUGCUGGAGGUCAUGGAGGUGCGGGAUCGCAUGUACCUCGUGAUGGAGUACUGCUCAGGAGGUGACCUGUCCAAGUACAUCAGGAGGCACAAGCGCAUCCCCGAGGCGUCUGCACGCGCCCUGCUCCGCCAGCUGGCUGCCGGCCUGCGCGAACUCUGGUCACGCAACCUGGUCCAUAGGGACCUGAAGCCGCAGAACCUGCUCCUGUCCACGACCAAGACCGGUGCGCUGCUCAAGAUUGCGGACUUUGGCUUUGCGCGCAGUCUGCAGCCUCAGGGGUUGGCAGAGACCCUGUGCGGGUCCCCCCUGUACAUGGCGCCCGAAAUCCUGCAGUUCCACAAGUACAACGCCAAGGCCGACCUGUGGAGCGUGGGCACCAUCCUCUUUGAGCUCGUUGUUGGCAAGCCGCCCUUCAACGGGGCGAACCAUGUGGCGCUGCUGCGCAACAUAGAGCGGCAGGAUGCGGUGAUCCCGGCAGCGCUCGCAAAGAGCCUGUCGACGUCGUGUGUGUCGCUGCUGCACGGGCUCCUGCGGCGCAACCCGGUGGAGCGCAUGACGUUUGAGGAGUUUUUCAUGCAUGCGUUCCUGCGCUCCAGCUCAGCGUCCAGCUGCGACUCGCGCGGCAGUUCCAGCAGCUCCUCCCUCGUCUCCUCUGCCGAGCCCUCCCCUGUGAAGGGCCCCGCUCGGUGCGCCUUGUUGGCUGGAUGA
This is a messenger RNA of Coccomyxa subellipsoidea C-169, 939 nucleotides long. Its product is annotated as Pkinase-domain-containing protein. Gene Ontology annotation, molecular function: ATP binding; protein serine/threonine kinase activity. The coding region runs from base 1 to 939 and encodes 312 amino acids. Lineage: Eukaryota; Viridiplantae; Chlorophyta; Trebouxiophyceae; Coccomyxaceae. Gene Ontology annotation, biological process: peptidyl-serine phosphorylation; protein autophosphorylation; autophagosome organization. Gene Ontology annotation, cellular component: cytoplasm; autophagosome. The record is from RefSeq and is a predicted model, not a curated record. The transcript is spliced from 4 exons.